GCUUUCCUUUCUCUUCCAGUCAGACAACUAUCUCGAUGAGUGCUAUUGCCCCAUGACACAAGUACGCUCUCUGAUUGGCCUUCCAUGCAUGAGUGACGGCAGAAACAGCUUAUAGACGCCACGACUUGGCGGCGCUACCGAGGGGCUGUGGGCGCUGCAGCUGGACCCUCGGGCUGUCAGUGCGCUUCCAACUCCGCACCCCUAGCCAGUGCGGCGCCCGCACUAUGGCAGCCCCGCCGCAGCUGCGGGCUCUGCUCGUAGCCGUCAAUGCACUGCUGCGCAAGCGCCGCUACCACGCUGCGUUGGCCGUGCUUAAGGGCUUCCGGAACGGGGCUGUCUAUGGAGCCAAAAUCCGGGCCCCUCAUGCACUGGUCAUGACCUUUCUCUUCCGGAAUGGCAGCCUCCAGGAGAAGCUGUGGGCCAUCCUGCAGGCCACGUAUAUGCACUCCUGGAACCUGGCAUGGUUUGUGUUCACCUACAAGGGUCUCCGUGCCCUGCAGUCCCGCAUACAAGGCAAGACCUACCCAGCGCACGCAUUCCUGGCGGCCUUCCUCGGGGGUAUCCUGGUGUUUGGAGAAAACAAUAACAUCAACAGCCAGAUCAACAUGUACCUGUUGUCACGUGUCCUGUUUGCCCUGGGCCGCCUGGCUGUAGAGAAGGGCUACAUCCCUGAACCCAGGUGGGACCCAUUCCCGCUGCUCACCGCAGUGGUGUGGGGGCUGGUGCUCUGGCUCUUUGAGUAUCACCGAUCCACCCUGCAGCCCUCACUGCAGUCCUCCAUGACCUACCUCUAUGAGGACAGCAAUGUAUGGCAUGGCAUCUCAGACUUCCUCAUCUAUAACAAGAGCCGCCCCUCCAAUUAAUGCAGCCCUGAGGUGUCUGGCUGUGGCUCAAGAUGUGGCUCCAUGCAGACCCUCCCAAAGGAUCCUGCCUUCUCAAGAUCAUGGAGCUCAGACUCUAACCGGUGUUAUCCAGGUUCCAUUUGCUGAAGUAAAAACACUGAUUUUCAAAUCCCAGUGGGUACCUUUGUAUGGUGGCACGAGUGGCUGAAUCAGGCUGAGGAAUCUAGGGCUUGGUUCCAGCUGCGCAGCUGACUUCUGUGAGACUGGGGCCAGCCACACCACUCUCUAGGCCUCAGGGGUCAUAGAGCUCAGAGGAGGGCCCUGAGGUCUCUUUCUGGUGGGAAUGUUCAUUCUUCAACUGUUCUUAUAUCACAGAGGGCUCCUUGCUGGUGGGCAGUGGGUUGUAAAUACUUUUUAAAAAACACUUAAGUUCCUCAUCUCAGAUGUUGUUCUAUUGGAGAAGUUCUAGAGUCCCACUGUCCAAUAGAAACAUGUGAGCCAUAUAUGUAAUUAAAAUGUUUCUAGUUACAAAAAAGUAGAAGGCUGGCUACUGUGGCUCACUCCUGUAAUCCCAGAACUUUGGGAGGCCAAGGCGGGUGGAUCACUUGAGCUCAGGAGCUUGAGACCAGUGUGGGCAACAUGGUGAAACCCAGUUUUUACAAAAAAUACAAAAAAAUUAGCUGGGUUCUAUCACCUGUGGUUCCAGCUGAGGUGGGAGGAUCACUUGAGCCUGUGAGGUCAAGGCUACAGUGAGCAAAGAUCACACCACUGCACUCCAGCCUGGGCGACAGUGACACCAUGUCUCA
Messenger RNA from Cercocebus atys (sooty mangabey), 1648 nucleotides. RefSeq names its product peroxisomal membrane protein 4, 24kDa (gene PXMP4). Gene Ontology annotation, cellular component: peroxisomal membrane. The coding region runs from base 225 to 863 and encodes 212 amino acids. The record is from RefSeq and is a predicted model, not a curated record. NCBI's taxonomy places the organism in Eukaryota, Metazoa, Chordata, Mammalia, Primates, Cercopithecidae. The transcript has 4 exons.